GGUGUGUACUGCGUGCCGGCUUUAGGUUUCCGGUGUUAUGGCGAUCUGCUGUGUGUCUCAACGCCUCAGUGCCGAGGAAAGCAGCUCCAAAUUCAGAGUGCUGUUAAGGGAGUUAAAUAUCCCCACACGUCUGUAAUUCUGACUAUGCUGCUGUUGGUAGCAUUGGGCAUAGUUGUUUCAUCUUUUGUCACCACUGAGAAGGCUGAGACCAACCAAAAACCGUGUGCUCCACGACUCAACUACAGCACCGUGUCACUGCCACCGGAGCACAUUCCAUACUUCCUCCACAACAACAAGAGGGUCGCCAAGCGAUGCUGCCUCGACCCAAUCUGCCCUUUUAAAGAUGUACUACAGGAUGUGUCUGCCUGCUGGGGUUAUGAGAAGGACUGUGAUCCAGUGAAACGUUUCAGCUACCCCAUCUGCACUAAAGCCGACUCUGGAUGGGCUCAUUCUAUAGAGGCUGCCCAGGAGCUUUUCUGGAAGCAGGCUGAUUUUGGCUAUGUCAAGGAGCGCCUCGCUGAAAUCAAAACACUGUGCAAGGCUAACAAGCCAGGAGACUCAUCAUUGAAAUGCAGCAGCCAUGCUCGAUACUGUAAGGCCACUAACCUUUAUUUGGACUUGCGGAAUCCUCGCAGAAGUCACGAGAGAUACAAGGAGGACUUCAUUCAGAAGGGUGAGGUUGGUGGUCAUUGCAUACUGUACAAGCAAACCCUUGCUGCUCAAGGAGAGCACAAGAGUCCUCUACAGUCUUGGUAUUCGGAGCUGCAGACUUACACACAGCUGCCCUUCCAUCCAAUAGAGGAUAAACACUGUGAUGUUAUUAUUGAGAAACCCACAGUGUUCAUGAAGCUGGAUGCUGGUGUGAACAUGUACCACCAUUUCUGUGAUUUUGUCAACCUCUACAUCUCUCAGCACAUUAACAACUCCUUCAGCUCAGAUAUCAACAUUGUUAUGUGGGAUACGAGCUAUUACAGUUAUGGAGAUUUAUUCAGUGAAACUUGGAAGGCCUUCUCAGAGUAUGACAUCAUCCAUUUAAAGACCUUUGACACACAAAGAGUCUGUUUCAAAGAUGUUUUCUUCUCUCUCCUCCCAAGAAUGAGAUAUGGCCUAUUUUACAACACACCUCUUAUCUCAGACUGUUACAGUGAAGGGAUGUUUAGGGCGUUUUCCCAACAUGUCCUCCAUCGGCUGAACAUCUCACAGAAUGGGCCCAAGGAGGGCUGUGUUCGUGUCACCCUGCUGGCUCGCAGUACAGAAUACAGAAGGAUAUUAAACCAAGUGGAGCUGAUAAAUGCCCUCAAGACCAUGCCUUUACUGGAGGUCAAUGUCGUGGACUACAAAUACAAGGAUGUCCCCUUUUUGGACCAGCUGAGGAUCACUCACAACUCUGACAUCUUUAUCGGGAUGCACGGGGCUGGUCUUACCCACCUCCUUUUCCUUCCUGACUGGGCUGUCAUCUUUGAGCUAUAUAAUUGUCAGGACGAGAGCUGCUAUCGAGAUUUGGCUCGGCUGCGGGGCAUUCGAUACGUGACUUGGCAGAAAAUGGACAAAGUGGUCCCACAGGACAAGGGUCACCAUCCCACCCUUGGGGCCCAUCCAAAGUUUACCAACUACUACUUUGAUGUGGAGGAGUUCAUGCGCCUGACGCUGGAGGCAGCCAAUCAUGUCACACACCAUCCCAAAUGGCAGCGUCGUUCCCCCCAUGACGAACUCUAGGCCUCAUAAGAGUGAGGGGGGGGGGGGGGGGCAGUGCAGACAUCUAGCUGUGAAAAAUAUCUUUAGGUAUGACUGUUUCACAGCUGCCUACAGACACGAAGAAGUGUUUUGUUGUCAUUAUCUGACAUCCUGAUAUUGGCGGUGUAAUUCGCAAGUGCUGUUUAUCAUUGAAGUUACCUCAUCCACCGGUGGGAUCUCAUUGGUCCUGCAGAGUAUUUGUCACUUUCCAGUCUGAAGGGCCUCUGCCAGCACUGAUUUGAUCAGUCUGCAUGAGUCUACGGAGGACAACUUCCACCACUUUCAUUAAUGUCAAAUCAGUGAAAGGACAAGUUGUGUACUGCUGAUAAGAUGUAUCCUAUGUUUCUUCAUUACCGCUGCUACGUCGACUUCAUUCUGAGUUGACAAAGUUAAUGAGCAGCUUUUACGGCGACCCUUCACAUGCAACGUCUUGUCACAUUUGAUCAGCGUCACCUUGUCGUGAACCUCUUCUGAGCUGCUGACAAUCACCCACGAGUUCUGAGCGCGUCCAGUGUACAACGCAACAUGGCAACACUUACAGGCUGGAGUCAUGCUCAUGCUUGGCAGUUAAGGUAUUAUUUUUUUUAAUUUACAUUAAUCACAAACACUUUUAAGUCUUAAACAAGAAGAGGUAGUAAAGCAUGGUCGGCACUGUUGUUGCCAAAAGGCAUUUUCAAUUUGAUCAGUAUUAUGCAUUUGUUUGCACGAUUGUGUUUUCAUACAAGUUAUUUUAAAAACUUUGAAAGCACAAUUGUUAAACUAAACAGUAAGAAUGUAUUGGCCCAGUACCAAAACCCACUUGCACUGCCAUGUUUGUUGUUACAUUUUGAAAAGGUGUCAAAGUUUUGAUUGUACCAGUGAUGUGUGUAGAUGUAAAACAGGUCUGUUUUCUGUUAUUAUGCCUAGUGUCUGUUUAUCUCAACUGUAAAUUGUGAGGAAAAAAAACAAGGUUAAGUUAUUUAAUGGUCCAUCAUACUAUGAACCAUACAGUUGCAGACAUUCAAAGGUUUAAAUUCACCCGAGCAAAAUCUUUCAAACUCAAUUUUCCCAACUGCACAUAUUCCUUUUUUUCCAAACAUGUUUUAAGUACAUUAGUAUGCCUACUUUAUUUCCAUAUAUAGUUAUUCAGUAAUAAUAAUUACAAGAUAGAGUUCUUUCUGUUUUUAUUUGCAGAUGUGUCACCAUAAAUUCCCCAAGAUAAAUGUCUGUUCAAACAACUCAGGAUGUUUCCAAAUUUACUGGAAUUAUUUCUUGACGCCUCUCAGCAGGGGUGGUGGCCAAGUGGUUAGUACGCUUGGUUUCAGUGCAGGAGGUUAUGGCUUCAAACCCCAUCUCUGUAAUUAUGGAGUUGUCAGGAAGGGCAUCCGGCCAAAACUUGUGCCAAAUCAACAUGCAGAUCCAUCUUGGAUCUUCUGUGGUGACCUCGAGUGAAAGGAAGCAGCUGAAGGUACUUACUAUUUGUGAAAGACUGUCAUAAUUUGGGCUAAUCAGGGAACCUUUAGCUGUAUUUAAAGGCUGACACAAAGAACCAGUGACUUCUUGUUUUGAAGAGCAGUAAAAAAAAAUUGAAGAAUUAAAGCAAGGCUUCAGAAUUUUGGAUCUCCACAAGUCAGGUUGUUUUUCGGGCGGCAUUUCCAAAUCAUGCAUGAUACUGUGAUACCAACUGUACAGUCUGUUAUGCAAAAAUAUCAGAAACUUAGGACUCUACCGAUCAUAUAACUGAGGAAGGAGGUCCAAAUUAGCACCCAGGAAUAAAAAUACUUUUGUUGGUCCAAGAAAUUAUUAGGGUUACUGUUAAGCAAUUGAUGGAGUUGGCUGCAUCAUAUAAAAAUGUGACAUCAUCAGGGAUUAAAGUUCUCCGCUGCUACAGUGGAUUGUGGUUUUUAAUUUUAUCAAAGAAUGAUGUAGGUUGUGUUAUCAAUUUUGGUUAAAGGCAAAGAAAAGGUGAAAAUACAAAUACAACACACAUUAAGCAGUACAACUUAGGGUAAUGGGGUGAGAAAAUAGUCUUCAAAAAAAACUUUCAGAAUGCAUCCCUGGACAUCAAAAACCUGAGCCUUGAGCAGCCCCCAGACCCCCUGC
Messenger RNA from Thalassophryne amazonica, 3816 nucleotides. It is a transcript of the gene eogt, whose product is annotated as EGF domain-specific O-linked N-acetylglucosamine (GlcNAc) transferase. The transcript has 16 exons. The coding region runs from base 145 to 1716 and encodes 523 amino acids. The record is from RefSeq and is a predicted model, not a curated record. NCBI's taxonomy places the organism in Eukaryota, Metazoa, Chordata, Actinopteri, Batrachoidiformes, Batrachoididae. Gene Ontology annotation, cellular component: endoplasmic reticulum lumen. Gene Ontology annotation, molecular function: protein N-acetylglucosaminyltransferase activity.